AUGAGGCGGCCGUGCGCGCUGUUGGAGAUUAGAGAGAAGAUGGGGCUGCAAAUGGACAGGGAUCAUCUGGUGCGCCUGCUGGACGAGCUCGUCGCCCAGGGCCACCUGCGGUGCAAGAAGUACCCCUCGAACCAGAUAUACAUCUACAACUUCUCCGACCAGCAGGAACCGACGCCAAUAGGCGCCGCUAAGGUGAGGAAGCCGACCAAGGCCGCGCUCGAAAAGAAUGCGGCACAGCUGCGCGCGGCCAUCGAGAAGAUCACGAAGAAGCUACAGGAGACGCAACAGCUAUGCAACGAAUUGGCGGUUCUGCAGGAGCGGCAAAAGGCAGCACUGGACGAGUGGCACGUCCUCCUCAAGGCAGAGGGCGACCCAAGGGCGAUGGCGCGUGCGUGCGGCGGCGAAGUCCAGCGGAUGAUGGACGCGCAGGUAAAACGGAGGGCCGAGUUGGGACGGCUGCAGCGGCUGUACACCCACAUGGUCACAGCAGUGUCUGAGAUCGAGGGCGUACACCCCAGACAACUCUGCGAACGCCUGGGUAUCGAGAUGACACGCGUCCAGCUUAAGCACAACUGA
Molecule: messenger RNA, 576 nt
Organism: Babesia bigemina
Lineage: Eukaryota; Apicomplexa; Aconoidasida; Piroplasmida; Babesiidae
Exons: 2
Coding region: 1-576 (191 amino acids)
Source: RefSeq, a predicted model, not a curated record